UGAAAUCGAGCUCUGCACGAAUCAGAUGCGCCUGUCAACUUCCCAGGUGGGAUUGCUUGGAGUUAACAGCCUGAAUUCAGAGCCCCGAAAGCCGAGCAUUCAGGGCAAGCAGAGAACACCCUGCAGAGGCUUUCCAAGAAUCCCGCGGCAUGGCAAGACAAGGCUGUUUCGGGUCAUAUCAGGUAAUAUCCUUGCUCACUUUUGCCGUCGGCGUCAAUAUCUGCUUAGGAUUCACAGCAAGUCGAAUUAAGAGGGCAGAAUGGGAUGAAGGACCUCCCACAGUGUUGUCUGACUCUCCGUGGACCAACACAUCUGGAUCCUGCAAAGGUCGAUGCUUUGAGCUUCAAGAGGUUGGACCUCCUGACUGUCGGUGUGACAACCUAUGUAAGAGCUACAGCAGCUGCUGCCAUGAUUUUGAUGAGCUCUGUUUGAAAACAGCUCGAGGCUGGGAGUGCACCAAAGACAGAUGUGGGGAAGUACGAAAUGAGGAAAAUGCCUGUCACUGCUCAGAAGAUUGCUUGUCCCGUGGAGACUGCUGUACCAACUACCAAGUGGUCUGCAAAGGAGAAUCACACUGGGUAGAUGAUGACUGUGAAGAAAUCAGAGUUCCUGAAUGCCCUGCAGGGUUUGCCCGCCCUCCUUUAAUCAUCUUCUCUGUGGAUGGGUUCCGUGCGUCGUACAUGAAGAAAGGCAGCAAGGUUAUGCCCAACAUUGAGAAGCUACGGUCCUGUGGCACCCAUGCUCCUUACAUGAGGCCUGUGUACCCCACAAAAACCUUUCCUAACCUGUAUACACUGGCCACUGGUUUAUAUCCAGAAUCCCAUGGAAUUGUUGGCAAUUCAAUGUAUGAUCCUGUCUUUGAUGCUACCUUCCAUCUUCGAGGGAGAGAGAAGUUUAAUCACAGAUGGUGGGGAGGCCAACCGCUAUGGAUUACAGCCACCAAGCAAGGAGUGAGAGCUGGAACAUUCUUUUGGUCUGUGAGCAUCCCUCAUGAGCGGAGAAUCCUAACCAUUCUUCAGUGGCUUUCCCUGCCAGACAAUGAGAGGCCUUCAGUUUAUGCCUUCUACUCAGAGCAGCCUGAUUUUUCUGGACACAAGUACGGUCCUUUUGGCCCUGAGGAGAGUAGUUAUGGCUCACCUCUUACUCCGCCUAAAAGACCUAAGAGGAAAGUUGCCCCUAAGAGGAGACAGGAAAGACCAGUUGCUCCUCCAAAGAAAAGAAGAAGAAAAUUACAUAGAAUGGAUCAUUAUGCAGCGGAAACUCGUCAGGACAAAAUGACAAAUCCUCUGAGAGAGAUUGACAAGACCGUGGGGCAGUUAAUGGACGGACUGAAACAACUUAAGCUGCACCGUUGUGUGAAUGUUAUCUUUGUCGGAGACCAUGGAAUGGAAGAUGUGACAUGUGACAGAACUGAGUUUUUGAGCAACUAUCUGACUAACGUGGAUGAUAUUACUUUAGUGCCUGGAACUCUAGGAAGAAUUCGAUCCAAGUCUGUCAAUAAUCCUAAAUAUGACCCUAAAGUCAUCAUUGCUAACCUCACGUGUAAAAAACCAGAUCAGCACUUUAAGCCUUACAUGAAACAGCACCUCCCCAAACGUUUGCACUAUGCCAACAACCGGAGAAUUGAGGAUAUCCAUUUAUUGGUCGACCGCAGAUGGCAUGUUGCAAGGAAACCUUUGGACGUUUAUAAGAAGCCGUCAGGAAAAUGUUUUUUCCAGGGUGACCACGGCUUUGAUAACAAGGUCAACAGCAUGCAGACUGUUUUUGUAGGUUAUGGCCCAACUUUUAAGUACAGGACUAAAGUACCUCCAUUUGAAAACAUUGAACUUUAUAAUGUUAUGUGCGAUCUCCUAGGCUUGAAGCCAGCUCCCAAUAAUGGAACUCAUGGAAGUUUGAAUCACCUACUACGCACAAAUACCUUUAGGCCAACCAUACCUGAGGAAGUCAGCAGACCCAAUUACCCAGGGAUUAUGUACCUUCAGUCUGAUUUUGACCUUGGCUGCACCUGUGAUGAUAAGGUAGAGCCAAAGAACAAAUUGGAAGAACUCAAUAAACGUCUUCAUACCAAAGGAUCUACAGAAGAGAGACAUCUUCUGUAUGGACGACCUGCAGUGCUUUAUCGGACUAGCUAUGAUAUCUUAUACCAUACAGACUUUGAAAGUGGUUACAGUGAAAUAUUCUUAAUGCCUCUCUGGACAUCAUACACCAUUUCUAAGCAGGCUGAGGUCUCCAGCAUCCCGGAGCAUCUGACCAACUGUGUUCGCCCAGAUGUUCGUGUGUCUCCAGGAUUCAGUCAGAAUUGUUUAGCCUAUAAAAAUGAUAAACAGAUGUCAUAUGGAUUCCUUUUUCCUCCCUACCUGAGCUCUUCCCCAGAAGCUAAGUAUGAUGCAUUCCUCGUAACCAACAUGGUUCCGAUGUACCCCGCCUUCAAACGUGUUUGGGCUUAUUUCCAAAGGGUUUUGGUGAAGAAAUACGCUUCAGAAAGGAAUGGGGUCAACGUAAUAAGUGGACCGAUUUUUGACUACAAUUACGAUGGUUUACGUGACACUGAAGAUGAAAUCAAACAGUAUGUGGAAGGCAGCUCUAUACCUGUCCCCACUCAUUACUACGGCAUCAUCACCAGCUGCCUGGACUUCACUCAGCCUGCAGACAAGUGUGAUGGUCCUCUCUCCGUGUCUUCUUUUAUCCUUCCUCACCGACCCGACAAUGAUGAGAGCUGUAAUAGCUCCGAGGAUGAGUCGAAGUGGGUAGAGGAACUCAUGAAGAUGCACACAGCUCGGGUGCGGGACAUUGAGUAUCUCACCGGUCUGGAUUUCUACCGGAAGACUAGCCGUAGCUAUUCGGAAAUUCUGACCCUUAAGACAUACCUGCAUACAUAUGAGAGCGAGAUUUAACUUUCUGGGCCUGGGCAGUGUAGUCUUAGCAACUGGUGUAUAUUUUUAUAUUGUGUUUGUAUUUAUUAAUUUGAAGCCAGGACAUAAACAAACAAACAAACAAACCACUUAGUAUUUUAAUCCUGUACCAAACCUGACAUAUUAAGGCCGAAUGACUGUGCUAUGGUUUUCCUCUAAUUUUUGGUGUAGACAGAGUUGUGUUCUGAGCAGAGUUUAUAGUGAAUACUGAAGCUCGUGAGCCAAGUAGAAGCUUCUACAUGGUGCUGCAGGUUGAAUAUUUGCAUUGAGGAAAUACUAGUUGUCCAGUGCCCAGUUACCACGCGUAGUCCUGUUCUGUAUCGAAAGACUGAUUUUGUAAAGGUACAUUCAUCUGCUGUUAACUUUGACAGACAUAUUUAAGCCUUAUAGACCAAUCUUAAAUAUAAUAAAUCACACAUUCAGAUUUUC
Grammomys surdaster is the source of this 3341-nucleotide messenger RNA. RefSeq names its product ectonucleotide pyrophosphatase/phosphodiesterase 2 (gene Enpp2). The record is from RefSeq and is a predicted model, not a curated record. Gene Ontology annotation, biological process: estrous cycle; phosphatidylcholine catabolic process; immune response. Gene Ontology annotation, molecular function: phosphodiesterase I activity; calcium ion binding; scavenger receptor activity. The coding region runs from base 150 to 2894 and encodes 914 amino acids. The transcript has 26 exons. NCBI's taxonomy places the organism in Eukaryota, Metazoa, Chordata, Mammalia, Rodentia, Muridae.